This is a messenger RNA of Acanthoscelides obtectus, 810 nucleotides long. Lineage: Eukaryota; Metazoa; Arthropoda; Insecta; Coleoptera; Chrysomelidae. The record is from the annotation of a GenBank genome assembly.
AUGAUCCACCGCGAAGUAGCCGAUGGUCUAGAGCGUCUUUGGAACGUAAGAGUAAACUGCAUAUGGGAAGCCGAUGAUGAAAGUAGUCGCCAUGGAGAGGUUUAUAUAUUCGACCAUGUAUUUAAGCAGGAAUGUACAAAUUCAGAUGUAUAUGGAUCUGUAGUAAAACCUUUAGUCGAUUCCUUCAUGGAAGGUUUCAAUGCCACAAUAUUUGCAUAUGGCCAAACAUCUUCUGGCAAAACACACACCAUUUUGGGCAAUAAAACAGAUCCUGGGCUUUUCCAAUUAGUAUCCAAUCAGUUAUUCCAGCAUGUGGCAGACCAGGUUGAUAAGAGGUACUUGAUUAGAUGCAGUUAUAUUGAAAUCUACAAUGAAAAGAUCAAUGACCUCCUGGAUAAGAGCAAUCAGGGUUUAACUAUAAGAGAAGAUAUCAAAGGAAAUGUGCUGCUUGAUGCAAGGGAAGCUGUCGUAGACAAUGUUGAUAAAGUUAUGGAGAACAUGAUGCAGGGCAAUAAGAUCAGACGAGUUGCAGCUACUCGCAUGAAUGAGAGGUCAUCUCGAUCACACACGAUUUUCCGGAUUAUUCUGGAGUCGAAAGAUGCCAAUCAGAAAGAUGGACCUGUACAUAUAAGCUACCUUAACUUAAUGGACUUAGCUGGUUCUGAGAGAGUUUCUCUGACGAAAGCUGCUGGUGAGCGUCUUAAAGAGGGGGCUAACAUAAACAAAUCUUUGUCAGUAUUAGGAAAUGUGAUAAGGCAACUAAGCGAGGGGAAGGAGUUUAUCAGUUUAUCGCGAUUCGAAAUUGACUAG